GCUGCCCCGCGAGCCCAGACGGCCUGGCCAGGUACGCCGGGACCCGGCGAGGAGCGCAGGGAAGCGAGGGGCCGACUGCCCCGCCAGCGGGCUGGAGGGCUACAGGCGACCCCGCGGGCUGGGCGGUGGGAGGGGGCCGCGCGGCGCGGCGGGGGGCCGGACAGGUGCGCGGGCGGGGGGCGGUGCUUGGGGAUCCUGCGCACUGCGCGCGCCCCUCCCCCAGCGCGGCUCCCGGCGCGGCCCCAGCCCCGGCGCGAGCGGGAGGAGGAGCUGCGGCGGCAGCGGCCACUCGGGCAGGUCGGCGGCGCCACGGGAAGCCGCCGACGGCGCGGGCUGCCGGUCCCAGCGCGCAGGAGGCGCGGGCGGCGCUGGGGCCAUGGAGCCUGGUGACGCGGCGAGCCUCGGCCCGGGGCGGGCGGCCCGGGCGCUGCCACCGCGGCUGCUGCUGCUGCCGCUGCUCCCGUUGCUGCUGGGUCGGGGGCUGCGCGCGGCCGCCGCGGCCUCCUCCUCUGGGGCGGCGGCCGAGGACAGCAGCGCCAUGGAGGAACUCGCCACGGAGAAGGAGGCGGAGGAGAGCCACCGGCAGGACAGCGUGAGCCUGCUCACCUUCAUCCUGCUGCUCACGCUCACCAUCCUCACCAUCUGGCUCUUCAAGCACCGCCGGGUGCGCUUCCUGCACGAGACCGGGCUGGCCAUGAUCUACGGGCUCAUCGUCGGGGUAAUCCUGCGGUACGGCACCACUGCCACCAGUGGUCAUGACAAGUCACUCAGCUGCACUCAGGAAGACAGGGCCUUCAGCACCUUAUUAGUGAACGUCAGUGGGAAGUUCUUCGAAUACACCCUGAAAGGAGAAAUCAGCCCUGGCAAGGUUAACAGUGUGGAGCAGAACGACAUGCUGAGGAAGGUGACAUUUGAUCCAGAGGUCUUUUUCAACAUUCUGUUGCCUCCAAUUAUUUUCCAUGCUGGAUACAGUUUAAAGAAGAGACACUUUUUCAGAAAUCUUGGGUCUAUUCUGGCCUAUGCCUUCUUGGGGACUGCCGUUUCCUGCUUCAUUAUCGGGAAUCUCAUGUAUGGUGUGGUGAAGCUCAUGAAGAUUGUGGGGCAGCUCUCAGAUAAAUUUUACUACACAGAUUGUCUCUUUUUUGGAGCAAUUAUCUCUGCUACUGACCCAGUGACUGUACUGGCGAUAUUUAAUGAAUUGCAUGCAGACGUGGACCUUUAUGCGCUUCUGUUUGGAGAAAGUGUCCUAAAUGAUGCUGUUGCCAUUGUACUGUCCUCGUCUAUUGUUGCCUACCAGCCAGCGGGGCUGAACACUCACGCCUUUGAUGCUGCUGCCUUUUUUAAGUCAGUUGGCAUUUUUCUAGGUAUAUUUAGUGGCUCUUUUACCAUGGGAGCUGUGACUGGUGUUGUGACUGCUUUAGUGACCAAGUUUACCAAGCUGCACUGCUUCCCCCUGCUGGAGACGGCGCUCUUCUUCCUGAUGUCCUGGAGCACGUUCCUCUUGGCAGAAGCCUGUGGGUUUACCGGCGUUGUAGCUGUCCUUUUCUGUGGAAUCACACAAGCUCAUUACACCUACAACAAUCUGUCAGUGGAAUCAAGAAGUCGAACAAAGCAGCUCUUUGAGGUGUUACACUUCCUGGCAGAGAACUUCAUCUUCUCCUACAUGGGCCUGGCACUGUUUACCUUCCAGAAGCACGUUUUCAGCCCCAUUUUCAUCAUUGGAGCUUUUGUUGCCAUCUUCCUGGGCAGAGCUGCACACAUCUACCCACUCUCCUUCUUCCUCAACUUGGGCAGAAGGCACAAGAUUGGCUGGAAUUUUCAACACAUGAUGAUGUUUUCAGGCCUCAGGGGAGCGAUGGCAUUUGCACUGGCCAUCCGAGACACAGCAUCCUACGCGCGCCAGAUGAUGUUCACGACCACCCUCCUUAUUGUCUUCUUCACCGUCUGGAUCAUUGGUGGAGGCACGACGCCCAUGUUAUCAUGGCUUAAUAUAAGAGUUGGCGUCGAGGAGCCCUCCGAAGAGGACCAGAACGAACACCGCUGGCAGUACUUCAGAGUUGGUGUUGAUCCAGAUCAAGACCCACCACCCAACAACGACAGCUUCCAAGUCUUACAAGGGGAUGGUCCAGAUACUGCCAGAGGAAACCGGACAAAGCAGGAGAGUGCUUGGCUAUUCAGGCUGUGGUACAGCUUUGACCACAAUUACUUGAAGCCCAUCCUCACACACAGUGGCCCCCCAUUAACCACCACUCUCCCAGCCUGGUGUGGCUUGCUCGCGCGAUGUCUGACCAGUCCCCAGGUGUAUGACAACCAAGAGCCACUGAGAGAGGAAGACUCUGAUUUCAUCCUGACCGAGGGUGACCUCACCUUGACCUACGGGGACAGCGCGGUGACUGCGAACGGCUCCUCGGGCUCCCACACGGCCUCCACGAGCCUCGAGGGCGGUCGGAGAACGAAGAGCAGCUCCGAGGAGGUGCUGGAACGAGACCUGGGAAUGGGAGACCAGAAGGUUUCCAGCCGGGGCACCCGCCUGGUGUUCCCCCUGGAGGAUAACGCAUGACUCCUCGCCCUGAGCCCUGAGUGCUGGGGCAGGCCCACUGGCGGGGUGAGGAUGGCUGCGAGCCCCGGUGUUGUUUGAGGUGGGGCCUUGACUGAAUGGAACUAACACGUCUAUUUUAUUGGGGUCUGAAGAUAUCUUAACAUUUAAAAUUUAACCCAAGAUGCAGCUGGUGGGGCUAAAGUGUCUCUAAAUCAAGACAAAUGCAGACCUAUUCCCACUUUUUUCACAUAGUAGUGCGCUGUUCAGAGUUAAAUAGCAUGCUUUAAUGCUCUCUUCAUUCAUUCACCUGCAGAUCUGAACAAGGUAUGGCAGGUGCGGGGGGGUUCCUCCCAGGAGAGGCUUCUUAUCCAGACACAGCAGUGCAGGUCUAGCUGGCUGUAGGAAUAGCAAAGGGAGAACAGGCUAGAAAAAGAUUGUGAAGGAAGGCAGUUGAGAUUGGACCUCCAAGGAUUACGAGAAGCUGGUGUUAAAUGGGACAGAAAACGUGAAAAAGCAAUUUGAGUGGAGGCUCUAGCAAUGAGGCUUCGUGCCUGCAACCUCCUAUCAGGAUUCCUGCCCUUUUUGGCUGUGUUGCCUCUAGACUGAAGAUUGGAAAAUAUGUCCAUGAACAUUUCAACAAAGUCCAGUUCCUUCUGUGGAAAUCUCCAUAAAGAAGAAGUUACUGAAAUGUUUGAAACCAAAGGCAAAAUAGUGUUAUAUUGUUGUUUUUAAUUAAUCUGAGGACAGGAGAAGCUGUUUAGAAACUGAUGGUGUUAUCACUGCAAAAAUCAGUCAGUUCUUGAGGGCUCCCAUAUGAGCCGACUGCAUGGAAAAUGAUUAAUAGGACUGGAUUCUACUGUGGGUUUAGAAAUAAAUUUUGGGGAUGCAAUUUUAUCCAGGGAAGAGAAGGCAGCAAGAAGCCUAAGAGGCAACAGGCUGGUAUUCAGAGGGAAGAAAUCGCACUGCAAACAAAAUUAACCUCAGAGAAAAUACAAGAUCGUAUACUAAUGACUGAGUAGAAUUCCAACCUCAAGCUAAUAAAUUCCAACCUCAAGCUAAUCUCAUAAUGAGAUUUCAGUGGCCACAUGAGGAAUCAGAGGCAAGUCAAUGGAAAGUUAAGCAUUAUUCAACCUGGUAGAAGGUUCUGUCUACUAUAGACAGAUUAAGAAUCCAGAUGUCUUGACAUUGAAUGCCAUGUAAAGAAGGGCCAUUUGCUUGGUAUCCAGGGAGCCUUGCACCAGCUUAAUGUGUAAGUGCGGUUUAAAAUUUAGGUUUUUAGUUUGGGUUCUUUGUGGAUGAGCUGUUCUACCUGCCCUCACCUGUAGUAGGUGAAAUACUGAGAGAACCCUUGGAAACCAAGUUUGAGAUUCUCCCCAUGUCUCUAUGCUUCAGUGCUAGUGUAUUUGAAAACCCAAUUUCUAAAAAAUGCUUUCAUAAAACAUGGGCAUUUUUCUUAUUAUGGCAGACAAAAUAGUGGCCCAGUUCAGUCUAGGACACCCAUAAUGAAAUCAGUCAUUUAAUCUUAACUCAGAUUUUUAAUGGUUAAUUUUUAAAUAAGACAUUGCUUGACACUUUGUUUUUGAAUUGAUAAUUUGUGCAAACCAGGAAAUAUUUAUUAUUAGGUUGAGCCAUAUGAAAUUGCUGACACUCGACCAUUAAAAAGAAAACAGAAAUGCCAGUUUCAUAUGGUUCAAUAUAAUUGAAUCAUUUUUAUUCCCCUCUUUCCUUUGUGUCUACACUAAAGUCCAUUUUGAUUUUAUGGUCAUCCAUGGGCUUUGUACUCCUCACUGCAAACCUUUUAAUCUAACCUACUUAAAUAUAAGUAAGUGGAGGUUUGCUAAGACCAAAAGUUAGCCAGGUUUGUAGUUAUUUGGUUGCAUUUUUUAUUCAGGGGAUCAGAGUAAGUCACUGACCUAUGGUCCUAAUUUUUGUUUGCAAGAUGUGGAGAUUAAUCCUGACCUUACCAGGGGUCCUGGGAAGUGAGUCCACUCAUCAAAAUGCUUCCACCUCUCAGAAGCAUCGUGCCUGUGCUGAGUGGCAAAAAAGGUAGGGUGCCACAAGCGCCUCAAACCACCUCACUCGAGGCCGAGUAUCUGCUGCCGGUCUGGCAGAAAUCAGAUUGAAACUACUAAGUAAUGGUGCAUCCAACUGAAGAAAGUUCCCCUGAGGGAGUAAUCCCAGGUCAUCUCAGAAACAUGUCUGUUCUGGGUUGGGGGUGGGGGGUGACAGUUUCAGUAGUUGAAUGUUCUAGAGCGCAGGUUCUCAACCCCGGCUACACAUUAGGAUUACCAGGCCAGUUUUUAAAAAUAUUGAUGCCAGGGCCCUACCCUCAGAGAUUCAGAUUCAGUAGGCUUAGGGUGGGGCUGGCUGCCAUGCUUUGUUCUGUAUCCUCAAGGAUUCUGAUGCGCAGCUAGGGUUGAGAGCCUCUAGUCUAGAACUUGCAGUGGACCCUAUUUGGAACCUUAAAGAAUGGCCUAGCAAAGAAAGUUUUAUUUUAAUUGUUAGUCAUGUGGAACAAACAGGGUUGAUCAAUAAUACAGACUGGGCAGCUGUGAGAAUUUCAUGCUCAUAAUCUUCGCAGAAGUCAAGAACGUACUUCUUAAAGUGCAACUGAAAAGUUCACUUUUGAAAACCUUAGAGCAUGAGGAGGAGAGAUGGGUGACUUGAGUGUAUGUAUGGAGGGAGGGUUAAAAACCUGUCAUCUUUGCCCCCAUUUGUGGGGAACAAGGGCUUUUGUCUUAAACUGAGCUGCAGGCUAAUCAAAUGUGCAGGUUUCUGAGAUGCUGUCUUUGCAAUUUAACCUGAGAUUAUAUUAAUAGUCCCCUUUGCAGUCAAGUGAAUUUUGUUUCUCUUCACACUUUGCCUGUCCCCAUGCCUGCAUCCACACUGGACUCCUCAGGAUAAGGAUGGGCCCAUUUAUUGCCUGAGCAGAGGCCCCGUGUUAAGUGGGAAGUUGUGAUCACUUUGCUGUCACGUGGCAGUGGUGUCAGUAGCAGGUAAUUAAGGAGAUGCAAACUUUUGUAUAGCACCGACAGAGGAAAGACAAAAAACGCCUGCAAUUCCUUUCCAUACUCUAUCUGGGGACCACAAGGAGAACUGAACUAAACAAGGAAAUUUGGAAUUUAAAGAAAGCUGUAUUUCCUCCUAGGAAACAGGUAUAGGAAGGGCAUACAGGGUGCUUCACUGGAGUGACAAGACAAAGCAUUGAUGCCCUGCAGCCAGAAAUCACACUGCGACAUCAAAUAUCUCAUCAAGCAAACAGCAAGAAGCUCUUUAGGCUGUGUUCUCUAGACCUGAAAAUGUCCUCCAUAGUUCGGUUGACAAAAUCUCUUUAGAAAACCUGAAGAAAUGUUAUCUCAGCUGUCUGUGAACAUUUCAGUGUAGGGCAAAAAGUAAUGGUUCUUUCCAAAACAGAAGUCUGUUUCACACACACCCCCCACCCCCCAUCAUAGCUCCCCCUUUCUUUGUCCACAGUUGAAGUUGAUGUUAUCAUGUCAGCUAUUUAAUGUGCACAAAAUGAUUUCUAAAUGUAGAAACACUGCUGAUGCACUCAGGGGAGAUUGCUGGGAGGGCAAACAAGCAACUCAUCUGAGGGGAAAAUCAGCCGCUUGGAAACCUACCUUGGUACCCAUUGCGAGUUCUAAGAGGUGGAUCAGAAAGCUGCUUUUCCCAUCUGCUGUAAAAUACAAUCUGGACUGAGAGCAUCUGAAAAGUCAGCUUUCUGAUUCAGUAAGUAUAUGACUCCUUAUUCCACUUCAGAAAUGGGGCACUUUACAGGUUUCAUGUCUGCUUUCUGAUGUUGCUUCUGUAGAUGAGUUAGUGUAGGAGCUACUCUGUCAAAUGCAGUAGAGUGGUAUCAUUGAAUUCUGAUCUCUUCUGUUGUUUUUUAAGUGAGAAUCUGGCUCACCAUUGUCAAUUGCCACAUUCUGAAAGCUACAUUCAUGCUUUCACCAUGUGGAUACCUGAAAAGCCCUUUCCUCUUUCUAAAACCUAAUGAGAACAAUCUACAGAGAAAUGAUCCGGAAGCCAAUGCUAGUGUCUUAACGAGGAAAAGCAAGUAGGCUUUUUGACAAUCCUUUCAAAACAAGACCUAGAAAGAAACCAUUUUUUUUCCAGUUCCAAGUUUCGUAAGCAGAGUUUUUGUAAAUUAACAAACCCAUCUUGUCAGUCAGUGCCAGCAGAAAUUGUAAAGAGCAAAACCAAAGUUUUUGAUGUCUUUUAUUUUUGUAAGCAGGGUAUACUUUAAUCAUGGCCCACAUGGCACACACAGGCAGCCAGUUUUUUGCGACAUGAGCCUUGGAGAAGAUGAGGAGGAAGGGCUGCCUGUUCUGCUGCCCUUUGAAAAGGUCUGCAACAGCCAUGAAAGUGCUUGGGAGAGGUCACUUUCUCAUCCUGAUGGCCACCUUUUCAAAAGGGUUCACAGAACUGCCAGAUGUCAUGGUCAGCUUGACUCUUGGGCAGUUGGAAAAUUAUCUGGGCCUGUAUGUGUUGGAGGAACUCAGAUGCAAAAGGACCUGGAAACAGCAUGAAGAACUCCACAUCUGCUGUCUAAAGUACUUCAAAAAAGUUAAGAUCUCAGUGUUACUGGGUAAGUGUCUCGCUGCAUGGACAUUUGGGGGUUGACUUUGGUUGUGAUUAUCCCAGCUGUGAGCUUUGGCGAAGCAGUGGGAUGCUUUUCAGUCAUGUGGGUGUUAAGUCUAUGGAUUUGGAAUUUGUCACUGAAAUCACUCAUUCAAAGUAUGACUUCAUGGUAGGGUCACCUCCUAGGUUUUUUAUUUUUUACAUAAAACACAUCUGGGACUUCUUAAGAAGUUUUACUAUGUCCAUUAAAAUGAUUACAUGGGAAGGCCACCAAGAUUCAUUUAAUAGCUGAAAAGCAGUUUUUUAAAUAGACUAGGGUGAAUUUCAUAUGGGCUGAUGUGACCUUCUGGGGAAUUUUUUAUAGAGAGCGUACAUACUGUAAUUGGGGAAAUUUUUGUCUUUUACUCCCAUCCAACAGUAGCAAACUGGUGGUUUUAUAAAAUUAACAUAGUAUGUUAUAUAAACAUGUUAUAUAAAAUAAUAUUAAAGUAUGUCUAACUGUGAAAAAGUGAAGACUUGGAGUUAUCAGCAACCUUGAUGUGCAAUAAGGAAAACUGGAGUUAGACCCCCAAAGUGCUCCCUUUCCCUAGCAUUUUACUUAAUGUUUGCCUUUGUGUAUAUGUUUAGAUUGAUAUUGUAAAGCUAGCUACACGUUUUCCUGCCCUUUACUGAUAUUUAACACAUUUUUCUCAAAGCUUUUUUUUUUUUUUUUUUACAAAACUCAAAAUAAAAAGAUUAACUGGGUGAGCUCAUCUUCUUUUGUAUUUUUAAAAGUAUUGUCCCUUAGUAGAAGAAUGCAGUAUGAUCCUGUUCUUAGUCUGUUUCUUCCCUUACAGAGAGGUUCUGUUCUGGGUGUAGGCUAUUUCUCUCCAACUUCAUUUAGGACAGAGAUUGACAAAUUACUGCGGCCCCUGGACCAGAUCCAGCCUACUGCUUGUUUUUGUAAAUAAAGUUUUAUUGGCAUAUACUCCACUCAUUCGUUUGCAUAUUGUCUGACUGCUUUCACGCAGAGCUGAGGAGUUGUAACAGCAGUGAACAACUAGCUGCUCGUAAAGCCUGAACUAUUUACUAUCAAGAUCUUUACA
Molecule: messenger RNA, 8205 nt
Organism: Hippopotamus amphibius kiboko
Lineage: Eukaryota; Metazoa; Chordata; Mammalia; Artiodactyla; Hippopotamidae
Gene: SLC9A7
Product: solute carrier family 9 member A7
Exons: 17
Coding region: 377-2560 (727 amino acids)
Biological process (GO): proton transmembrane transport; sodium ion transport; regulation of pH
Cellular component (GO): membrane; recycling endosome
Molecular function (GO): sodium:proton antiporter activity
Source: RefSeq, a predicted model, not a curated record